Messenger RNA from Lotus japonicus, 948 nucleotides. RefSeq lists its product as uncharacterized. Gene Ontology annotation, molecular function: GTPase activity; GTP binding. The transcript has 3 exons. Gene Ontology annotation, biological process: protein localization to Golgi membrane; vesicle-mediated transport; intracellular protein transport. The record is from RefSeq and is a predicted model, not a curated record. Gene Ontology annotation, cellular component: trans-Golgi network; cytoplasm. Bases 178 to 729 code for a protein of 183 amino acids. Lineage: Eukaryota; Viridiplantae; Streptophyta; Magnoliopsida; Fabales; Fabaceae.
ACGUCAAUUUUAUUCCCCAAUUUUAUACUACCACGCUAUUCCUUUCCUUUCCAGAACAACCAAAUCAAAAUCAAAAUUUCCCUUCUCAAAUCGGAAAUUAGGGUUCCUUCCCACCAUUCCAAUUCUCGCAGUCUCUGAUCGGAAUCAACUGUGCCAGGUGAAGUUGAUUGAUAGAGGAUGGGGGCAUUGAUGUCAAGGUUCUGGUUCAUGCUAUUCCCUGCAAAGGAGUAUAAGAUUGUGGUGGUUGGGUUGGACAACGCUGGAAAGACCACCACCCUUUACAAAUUGCAUCUUGGUGAGGUUGUCACUACCAACCCCACUGUUGGUAGCAACGUUGAAGAGCUUGUCUACAAGAAUAUACGAUUCGAGGUCUGGGAUCUUGGUGGCCAAGAAAGACUCCGGACAUCAUGGGCAACAUAUUACCGCGGAACUAAUGCUGUAAUUGCAGUGAUCGACAGCAGCGAUAGAGCCAGGAUCUCUAUUAUGAAAGAUGAACUUUUCAGGUUGCUGGGGCAUGAUGAGUUAAAGCAAUCUGUCAUUCUUGUCUUUGCUAAUAAACAAGAUAUCAAGGAUGCUAUGACUCCUGCUGAGAUCACUGAUGCACUAUCCCUUCACAGCAUCAAGGAUCAUGAUUGGCAUAUACAAGCAUGCUGUGCCCUCUCUGGUGAAGGGCUGUAUGAUGGUCUUGGAUGGAUUGCCCAGAAAGUAACUGGCAAAGCAGCAACAUGAUGUUGGUUUGCUGGAAACUAAGGAUGAGAUUCAUUUUUCAUGUACUGAAUUUAUAUGAUGAGUGACAGAGUCAAACCAAACCAAGCUAAUUUGUAGAUUGUUACAGUUUCAAUUUGUCUAAAGGAUCAUAUUGUUUACCUCUGAUAUCAGGAUUGAAACCACUACAAUCCUACCUUAUUCCAAAUGCUUUACAUGAAAUAAAUAUGCUUUAUAAUCUAA